Messenger RNA from Syngnathus acus (greater pipefish), 3876 nucleotides. RefSeq lists its product as uncharacterized. The coding region runs from base 502 to 3594 and encodes 1030 amino acids. The transcript has 18 exons. The record is from RefSeq and is a predicted model, not a curated record. Lineage: Eukaryota; Metazoa; Chordata; Actinopteri; Syngnathiformes; Syngnathidae.
GAAUGACGUAUUGAAAAUUCGCUGUCAUUGUGCCACACAAAUUACAACCUAUAAAAAGUAAUAAUUGAAUCACGAUGGUGUGGUGAGAAAUUUGAUUCUAUUUUUAUUUAACCAAUUGAUGCUUGCUGAAUGAAUUGAAAGCGAGAACUUCUUUAAAAAAUAAAAACUGAAAAAAAAACUAAAUGAAAAUCCAGGGGUCAUUUCCGCUGCUGUUGCUAGGCAACCAGACGCUUGACAGCGCACGUCGAGAUGGACACCACUAACUUGCAAUAUUAAUGAUGGCGCAGAAACAAAACCUGCCCAAGAAAACAUAUGUCAAGACUGGAGUUGGUAGAAGCUUUGGACUUAUUUACUUGCAGAGGUGACUUUUUGUUUCUGACAUAUUUAUUUUCGUUUAAGGACCAGUAUAUUACUUGAGUAAGUAGGCCUACCAUCUUUUAAGCAUUUUAAUGUAAAUGACUAGACAAUUGCGACACACUGACUUUUUGACACAAGCAGGUCAUGGAAGGGAAACAAGAAGAUCUGGAUGAUGUCCAGGAAGAACGCAAAACAACUUUAUUAUGGGAAAAGUGCAUCCAGCAGAGAAUCAUGGUGGAUCUCAGUGAAGAUGAAAGUCUCCACUUAAGUGACCUGCAAGCUUCUUGUUUAGCUUUGUCGCAGGCAAAGUCUGCCGUGUCUGAGACCAGCAUUCAUUUCAGUGACUCUAUUCUUGUCAGGAGUGACACGGUGAAGAGCAACGUGGAUCUCCGAAAUCAGGAACAUGAGGACUCUGGGCAAAAUACUAGCGAUGAGGAUCAGGAGGAGCUCCCUUACGACGGCGACCAUUCUAAACGUCUUGAUUUUGUUGGACCUCAUGUGGAGGAAGAAGAAGAGGAUGUCACUGACAAACAGGAUGAAGAGGUCGUCCCACCUUGUGCUGGACCUCCAGUAGACAUUAACCAGCUGUUGCUGCGGCAUUUCUCCCAGGAGGAAUUGCUGCAGAGUGGAAGGUUGAUUGAAGCCGAGACCCUUCCAGAGGUUUCCCUGCUGGAGAGUCUAGACGACCUCCUCGGUAGCAAAUCGACACGCAACGACACGGUGGUGUCGGCCAGCAUUUCCGAGGAACCUUCUGUCAGAAGUUUUUACAGCGACGGCAACAGUCCAUCAAAAAGAGAACGUGAGGAAGAGGACAAGACAGCAUCCAGUCCAGAUGAGAGUGUUGCAGCACCAGCAAAGUGUGAAGAAUCCCAAGUUCACAUGAGGAAAGUUUCACAUUCACGCAGUAGGUCCUUUGGCGAGCUGAAGUACGGCCAGGGUCAAGUCCAUUACCCUCUUCCUGACUUCUCCAAAGUUGCCCCUAAGGUUAAAAUUCCAAAAGCACCCAGUGGUCCAGUCAGGCUUGUUCCUCAAGUUCCCAGUCCCAUGGUCCGAGCCCAGUCCGAGCCGGGAAUGUUAGAGGUGAUCAGCAGGGUCCUGGAGGACUCAGGCCUUCAACCUUCAGAGAUGCCUCAAGUCCUCAAAGACACACAGGACCAGACCGGUCCUGACUUGGUGCAUCACUUUCAGGAUGAAUAUGAUAAACUACUGGCCAAAUAUGGCAGGGCGGAGAAUCUCUUUCUGGAGCUUUCUUCAGACAUUUGCAAUGAAGGAAACCCCAGGGAUGGAAGCCAUGUUGGAUCGGAAGCUCCUCACAUUCUACCACUGGAGAACAAUGUUGAAAAAGUCAAAUCAGGUCACCGGAAUGAGAUGAAGCCCAACACAUCCGAUCAAGAUGGCGGCAGUGAGGCUGAGAAAAUGACUGCUGAGCUGAGAGCUGUCCUUAGUCACUUCAUGCAAACAGUGGAUGAGUUCAAGCAGAGUGUGACCAACAUGUCGGUUAGCACAGAAGAACAACAAAUGAUCUUAAGGAGCUUGAUGGAAGCGCAAGAUCAACUGGAAAGAAAAUACAUGAGCAAGAAAGAGGAGCACCGAGCUCUGGAGAUGAAAAAUGACUUGGGCCUGUGCAGAAACAUCGGAACGUUUGACCCCAACAGGUUGGUGGAAGGGGAUAUAUUUCGGGCGGGUAUGCACCUGGAGGAUAUUAAGGAGAUGAUCGACAAAAACACGUGCGAGCGGAGCAUCUCGCCUCUCUUGUGGUCAACUCCUACCACAAACAAGCUGCCAGUGAAGGCCACGCCUCCACCAGCACAGCAUCAGGGAUCAAGUGUAAGUUUGACCGCGACGACAAAGUCUGAGGCACAACUGGAGGACGAGAGCAGUAAAAAUGAUGGAUUAGAGGAAAGGAGUGAGCUCAUAUGCAAUGACUCAAUGCAAGUCAACAGGUUUUCUGUCUCUGUGGAGGGACCUCUGGAUUCUGAGGAUGAGGAGAACCGUGAAGAAGAGGAAGGACGAGCUAGCGGUGGAAUCAAUGGGAAAUCAGGAAGCGCGCAAGGUGGCGUUCCAAAUCAAGAAUGCGACGUUGGUGAGGGUGUCAGACUGCCUGUGGAGGUCCACUCAGCAUCUAAUGCACAUGCAUGCAGAGAGACAGACAGUGGAUUUGGGAGUUCCUACUUGAAUCAGUCCGGUGGAAUGUUGCAUCUUAAUCAUUCCUCCAUAGAAAGUCCACAGGCCUUUCCCGGAAUGCCCAGUGAUGGACUUUGCACGUCAGACAGUGAAGGAUCCUCCCAUAAUUUGUUGACAACUAUCCAUCCAAAGGACCUAAGCAGUCGACGGCAGAAAUCUGCAUUCCAAGCACAGCCUGAAGGUUCAGCAGCUGCAGUAGAACGAUGGGUGCAAGAUACCAUUAAAACGUCUUCUCUCAAGCUGCAGGAUCCUGAUGAAAACCAUCUCCACGCCUCUGAACCAAACCUGAUGGGUGCAGGGCAAAGAGAAAGGAAUCUGUGCACUUGUCAUAGUGAAGCUAUCCUGGCCUUGCAGGUAGAGGUGUCAAAACUGAAGAAAGACCUGGAAGAAGGUCUGGUCCAGUUGCCUCACCUAGCAAGAAAGAUGGAUUACCUGGCCUCCAAAUACAGGCACGAUCGCCAGGAGCAUAGGUCUGAAACCAAAGGCAGGACCAACUACAAAAUAGCCAGCUUGUGGAAGUCAUCAAGCAGCAGACAGAGUUUGAGCAAUUUCAACUCGAGACAGUUAAAACUUGAAGACUGGAUUUCAACAGAGAUGGAGCCAAGAAAGAGAAAAGCAGAGGGCGUCAUCAUCAGAGAGAGACGCUUUCUUCUCACACCUGAGCAAAGGCCACUGCUCCAGGUCAGCUAUGGCUCCUCCUGCAGUCUACCUGCCAGCUACAAAUUGAAAGAACCGCACGCAACCAAUCAGCGGAAGCGUUCCACCCAGUCCGACUCAGCGCUGCUGCCGAGCGACGUGUACUUUCAGCACACUCCAUCCCCUGCCUUCCAAAAGCCUGGCUGCAGGAUAGGAAGCAAGGAGGAGGAAAUGAACAGGACUCUGGACCAAGCCAUCGAGGCCGCUCGCAGCAUGAAGAGGACAACGGACCGCAUGGCCAAGAGACUGACGGCAGACCUGGCCAAAGCUCAGCUCCUCCCGCAGCAACAUUCCGCCACGAGGGUUCAAGAAACAUUUGCACAGAAACAGCAUAAGAUCACAAGAGACAGUUUUUAAUGCAUCAUAUGGACAAAUAUUUUUGACUCCAGGGGACUUUCAGGAUUUUUAAGACUUUUAUGAAAUGUAAUAAUUUACCUCCACUAGAAAUAAUAUGGUCAUCUAUAAAAUACUGGUGGACCAAUCAGGACAAGCAUUAUUCUGUGUUAGCACUAGCAUAAAUGCUAAUUACUGUGUAGAUGGGCUUGACCAAAACAUUGAUGCAUACACGCAAAACAGUUUGAGUUGCACGUUUUUAGUUGAGCACAACAUUGAUUCAAAGUUAAAUAUAACUGAAAUGUA